GAGUUUGUAACAUCCGUAACAGGCGUGAUCCGGUUUGGUUCGAAUUAGUGGGCAAAGAUCAGAAAUGUUGUGAAGGACAGUUUAACUGUACAUUUCUGAUUUUGACCCAUGACGCACAUAGCACGCGUCAUUUAGUUUAUUACGCAGAGCAACAUUUACUUGCAGCCAAUCGCUGUUCUUACUGAAGCUAUGAAAGCACUAAAUUCAUUACAGACCAAUAGAGCUCUUUUAGAGGAGCUGAAAAAGGAAGCUAGAACAUCCCAUGUUACAAACAUCAAGAAAUUGCAACAAACUGUUACAUUUUUAGAAAGAUCUGGGGUAAGCCUAGAGAAGCUGGAUGAAUUGUCAGUGAUUCAUGUGUCUGGAACAAAGGGCAAGGGAUCAACGUGUGCCUUCUGCGAGUCUAUCUUGCGUCACCAUGGUUACAAGACAGGCUUUUAUUCUUCGCCACAUCUUGUUGCAGUCAGAGAGAGGAUCCGGAUAAAUGGACAACCACUAAGCCAGCAAGAAUUUUCUAGAUACUUCUGGAAAGUUUAUAAUUCAUUAAUAGAAUUAAGGAAAACAGAAAAUGACAUGCCGCCAUACUUCAGAUUCUUGACUGUGAUGGCUUUUAAUGUUUUUUUGUCUGAGAAGGUGGAUGUUGCCAUUGUAGAAGUUGGAAUUGGUGGAGAGUAUGAUUGCACAAACAUCCUUAGACAGGUUUCAACUGUUGGGAUAACAUCACUAGGCAUUGACCACACAAGUUUGCUUGGAAGCACAAUAGAAGAUAUUGCAUGGCAGAAAGCUGGGAUUAUGAAACCUGGAAGCAUUGCUUUUACAGCGGACCAACAACCAGCAGCAGCGUUAGAAGUGCUCAGACAAAGAGCAUCUGAAAAGAAAAGCACCUUGCUCAUUGCCCCACCACUGGAAUCAUAUGAUUGGAGUUCUUUCACAACACAACUGGGAACUGUAGCAAAAGUACAGUUGGUCAAUGCAUCAUUGGCAAUUCAGCUGGCAAAUGCAUGGCUCUGGCAACAUGGAAGUGGCGGACAUCCACCUGCUGAUGUAGCACUGAGAAGAGAGCAGAGUAGAGUGUCAGAAGAACAGGUACCUGUAUCACCAGUAUUUCAAGUAUCUUUUAAUAUGGCAUCGGGCCUGAAAUUUUGCACCUGGCCUGGUAGGAACCAGAUCAUCAGUGAGGGGUUGGUACAUUACUUCCUGGAUGGUGCUCACACCAGUGAAAGUCUGUGGCUGAGUAUUGACUGGUUCAUUCAGAAUUCACAUGCAAUUUCUAAAAAGAACACUCCUUAUCGUGUUCUGAUAUUCAAUUGCACUGGAGACAGAGAUCCUAAGGCACUUCUUUUACCACUGUUGGACUGUGACUUUCAGCUGGUCAUUUUCUGCCCCAACACAGUUACAACCAGUGUUGAUUCCAGCUCAGAUCAGGCCAAUUACAAGAUCAAUAUGAUACAGCAGCUAGAGAACUGCAGGAGGAUUCAGGAAGUUUGGUAUGAACUCCAAGAAGAAAAUGUAAAAAAUAAAACCAGAUUCUUCAAUGUCCUCCAUCCAAUAUACAUUCGAAAUAAUGUUCCUAAAAAUCUACUUGAUUCCUGUAAUUCAGUCAAAUCAAAAGCAGAAGUGAAACUCUUUCCAUGUGUGUCAGAAACUCUGGCUUACCUCAAAAAGAAAAAUGAAGAUGAAAGCUGUGAAUUUCACAUAUAUAUCACAGGCUCUCUCCAUCUAAUUGGAUGUGUACUAAGUGUCUUGGAUCCAGACCUAACAUUGGCCACUUCUCAGCUGUCAGAAGGCAUUGGUGUUUCAGCAACUAACGGUACAAAUAUGGUGGAAAGUUACAGCAGUUAACAAGAGCUGUGUGCAAUGUAGACUUAAGGAAGUAAGUGUAUAUUGUAUAACCAGAGCUGAAGAGUGAUUGCCAAGGAACGUAAUGAUUUUGCUAGAUUGUAAAGUAUACAAAAGGAGAGGGAAUAUGGGUGAAUCUGAUGGAUUUGUUACAUUACUUGGAUACAGUAUAUUAAAUUGUAUUUAAUAUACAGGGAGUUUCACGACUUUAGGUCAUAAUUGCAGGAGGUGAUUUCCUAGGU
Messenger RNA from Cryptotermes secundus, 2081 nucleotides. Its product is annotated as folylpolyglutamate synthase, mitochondrial. Gene Ontology annotation, cellular component: cytoplasm; cytosol; mitochondrion. The transcript has 9 exons. Gene Ontology annotation, molecular function: ATP binding; tetrahydrofolylpolyglutamate synthase activity. Bases 190 to 1842 code for a protein of 550 amino acids. Gene Ontology annotation, biological process: tetrahydrofolylpolyglutamate biosynthetic process. NCBI's taxonomy places the organism in Eukaryota, Metazoa, Arthropoda, Insecta, Blattodea, Kalotermitidae. The record is from RefSeq and is a predicted model, not a curated record.